UUUAUUUCUCUUUGUUUUACUUCUCUUCACUUGCACAACUGGGGGCCACCAAGAUGCAUACGCCACGAGUUUAAAUACAUUGAUUGUGCCAGAUGCCCGGCUCACCCUGGGGGGGCACCUAAACAUGGCUUCGAGAACACGGAAUCAGACGAGAAUACCGGGUAUAAAGUUUAUACUGCGGACGCCGUAGGGGUUGCCUUGCCGGCGCAAUUAUCAGCGGCAAGCCCGGCGCAAGAAGAGGAGGUCGGGAACACAUCGAUUGAUGAGUUGCAGGGUGGGUACCCCGAGUGGCAGACAAGCGGACAUGGCAACGUCACCUACAAGAGGUACGGCGAUAUGUCGGGGGGCCGGGAGAGCGGGGUCGGAGACACUACCAUUGGUUUCCCGGAUGCAUUGGACUGGUCAUCGAAGGGGCUUCUAACAGAGGUCGGGAUGGAUUCCGUCACACAAUCUUUUGUCCAGUUGGGCGUCCAAGAACAGCCAGAUGUCCGGAGGAUCUCAAGUUCUCAGUAUGCGUUCGUUGAAGUAUACCUCAAGAACGGGAAAACUUGUUUCAGGGAUCCCCACACCAAGAAGGAGGUAAAAACUAAGGGGGAGGAUUGGGAAGAGGCCCUGGUUGAUCAUAAUGGUACUUGGGCGACAUGCUUCGUGUAUGAGGAUCGGGUUUACACUUUUACUGUCAUGGAAGAUGCGGAAGAUGCAGGGGAGCCAUCGUCUAGCAAGAGCAACAAAGAUAAAAAGGGCAAGGGACGCCGCAAGUCACCAACCAUUCGAACCAUUGUCAAAGCCAACCUUGAGUCCAACAUGGCUCAAACGCAUUUCAACGAUUCUGCCGCCGCCUGCAUAAUGCUGCAGGGUCAAGCACACUGGAAGCGCCUUGCCAAACUUGGCCGUUCUUCCCAUAUUGAGGUCUCGCCUGCUGACCUUAAAGCGCUAUUGUGCAGAGUUCCAGCUCUGCCAAGCAAGAUCCCCAAAGAUGACACCUGUAUUGUGGGCUCCUCAACCUGGAUAAAUACCAGUACGACGUGUUUUGCACAACCGCAGACAAUGGAUCGCACACUACCUCUGAGAAAACGCAAUUCAACAAUCUGUCGAAUCUCUGCCUCAACUAGCUUUGAGAAAUGGGAGGGGCAUUUUAAUAAUGGUAUCGCAUUGAUUACAAUUGGAUGGGCUUAUAUCUUAAGCCACAAGAGGACCCCCCCCCGGAAGACACAGCUACUUCAGCUUAAGUAUGCAACUUCAGCAGAGAAGUCAUGGUGGAAAGCAAUUCUCACUCAAAGAUGGAAGGUUGAGGGAGACAUCAUUACUCCUUGGACUCUAUCACUUGAAAACAUAGGCGUGGAUAUCAGCAGCGACAUCUGUACAGCUGAGAAACCACCCUCAUCUACUCAGGCUGCCUCAUACCUCGGCCGGUUUUGUGCCGCAUAUGAUUUAGGAAACCAACUCUCAGCAUCUCUAGCUGCAGCGAUGUGUAUUCCUCUCCAAGGCUCUCUACUCCCUAUGAAACAAUCAAAAAUAGAGCUUCCAAAGCCUACAAUAAUUCAGCCAAGUUUUAAUCCAGGAGGGCAAGAAUUCAUCCCAGAAGACUUUCAGCUAAUCGAUUAUUAUAUGACUCUCAGCCUUGAUACAUCAACCAUGGGCUGCACAAUUUGGAGUGUGUUCUGGGCUGAUGGUAUCCCAUGCAACCAUGUUGGUGCAUGGUUUGGGCCAAUUGCAGCUCUUCUCUGCCCUCUAAUUGAGAAAAACGAUAUGAAGUCGCUUGUUCAGGUCCUCUCAUUCUCUAAAGCGGCACCAUUUUGGGCUGGGAGUGCUCUCAUAGGCCAUACCAGCCUUGUGGGCAGAAUCAAGGACUAUCUUAAUCUUGGCCGAGUGGUUCCUUCCACUUGGCCAGACCCAACAGCAGCAGCAUGGACGGGCAUACCACACUCAUUUUUAGAUGAUUAUACCAUACAGCCCUGUAGUAGUGGAUCUAUAUCUAGGGCUGAUGUGUGGCGGUUGCGGCGUGAAUUUAACUCGGUAUAUGAGGAGGAUAACUUCAAACAUCCUCUCCAAUAUAGCUGGCCACCGUUUGGGCGUAUGAAAGAGGAGGAUGUUGAGCUUGAGAUCCGACAACACAUCUCAUGUCCCCAUCACUGGGUGUAUUCAGUUUGGACUUGGCCUGCUUCAACUGAUGCCGGUUUCUCCCCACACGGCAAAAUUAAGACACCAGAACAUUUUUUCGCUCAAGGGGAGUCUGGAUGUUUAAGCCGGAAACGAGUGUGUGUUGGCGAAAAUCAAAGUCUCAAUAGCAUUGAGGCUUCUAUGGAAGUAACGCGUGCUGUAUUCUCAUGGGCUCAAAGCCAGCUGGAGGAGGGAUUUAAAGAUAUUACUAUGGUUGGGGCUAAACAAGGAGACGGGUCCGAAAGUGAGCAAUUCUCGAUCAGCGAGGAAUCUGAAGUGAGCCACGGAUCUCAAUCAAUGCCUGAUGAGCUGAGGAAAGAAAAGCGGACAAGUGUGUUAGCCUGGCUCGGUAUGAGUGGCAGAGAUACU
Messenger RNA from Clonostachys rhizophaga, 2529 nucleotides. The record is from the annotation of a GenBank genome assembly. NCBI's taxonomy places the organism in Eukaryota, Fungi, Ascomycota, Sordariomycetes, Hypocreales, Bionectriaceae.